Molecule: messenger RNA, 585 nt
Organism: Meleagris gallopavo (turkey)
Lineage: Eukaryota; Metazoa; Chordata; Aves; Galliformes; Phasianidae
Source: RefSeq, a predicted model, not a curated record
UUCCAGGUGAGCCUGCAGCCCCCACUGACCUCCUUUGGCCACCCCACCUGACCAAAUUCUCCAUACUGCCUCUGCUCAAACCUCCGCAGCCUUUCUACCUCCUCUCUGUCAUGCUCCCCACAACCCUAAACCAGGCCUCCCUGCUGCCUUGGUACCCAACGGCAUUGCUUCCCUCCCCCCUCAACACCCUCUCUUUACUCAACAUUCCCUCUUCCAGGGACCCCCCACCCCACAGCCAUGUCCUGCUACGACCUCUGCCGCCCCUGCAGUGGGGGACCCACCCCGCUGGCUAACAGCUGCAACGAGCCCUGUGUCAGGCAGUGCCAGGACUCCCAGGUCGUCAUCCAGCCCUCCACCGUGGUGGUCACCCUGCCGGGACCCAUCCUCAGCUCCUUCCCCCAGAACACCGCCGUCGGAUCCUCCUCAUCAGCUGCCGUGGGCAGCGCCCUCAGCGCCCAGGGAGUGGCCAUCUCCUCCGGCGGCUUCGGCUUCGGAGGCCUGGGCUGCUUCAACGGCGGCAGAGCCCGCUACCCCUGCUAAGGGCCUGCGCCCACACCCUCACACCAACCACCUGCACCCUGCAAG